CUGGCCGCCUUCGCGCUGAACGCGCUGGAUGAUGCGGAGUUCCAGGCGGUGUUCCACCACGUGAUCCGGUGCCCGCACUGCCAGGAGGUGCUGCUGGGGUUCCAAGAGACGGCGGCAAGGCUCACCGCCUCGACGCCGGAGGUCGAGCUGCCGGCGGGUCUGAGGCAACGCGUGCUGGACAAUUCCACCGGGCGGACGGCUCGCGCGGCUGUUGGGCGGCGAAUGGUGCCGGACCCGCGUUGGUCGGUGAAACGAUUGCGCCGUUGGGUCGCGCCGCUGGCUAUCGGGGCACUGAGUUUGCUUCUGGCCGCUUCGGUGGGUUUCAUGGUCUCCCAGCACAGGGAGAUCAGCAACCUGACGGAGAGGCAGCGGUCGGAGGCCCUGGCAUCGGCCGGCACUGCGGUUGCGGCGGCAGCCGAUUCGGAUACGCGCGCCACAGAGGUGCGGGUCGCCACCGCGGCGGAGCCUCGCGACCAGAGCGAACAGGAUGUCUCCGCCAGCCGGUCCAGCGGCGCCCCUAACCUAGCGCCGAACGCCGGUCAGCUCGCGCGGUCGGAGGCGGCCGACGCACGGGCGACCGAAGGAUCCGAAUCGGUCGACCUGGUCAAGCAGGGAAUGGCUGACAUGGUGGAAGCCACCGUGAUGUCGGCGCAGCCUGAAACAGAGAAGCUGCUAAUGACGUCGCCGAUGGGCACCGAGCCGACGGCUCGUGGGUUACUGAUGUUUCAUCCGUCCGGGAAGCAGGGCGUCCUGAUGGUGUCUGGAAUGCCGGCGGAUACUUACCAGAUCUGGCUGGCGCGGGACGACGAGCGGAUUCUUAUCGACCGCAUAGUGGUGAACGAAAACGACGGAACCGGAGUCAAGGAACUGGAACUGGACGAGUCGGUGUUCGGAUUCCACGAGGUGGCGUUGUUGCCGGACGAACGGCACGGGCCGACAGCUCCCACGGGCGAAAAGUUCCUCGCCGCACGGAUCAUAGGAGAACCGCCGGUACCGCCGGGAUUGUGGCGGUGGAGGUGA
Molecule: messenger RNA, 1020 nt
Organism: Geodia barretti
Lineage: Eukaryota; Metazoa; Porifera; Demospongiae; Tetractinellida; Geodiidae
Source: the annotation of a GenBank genome assembly